CUCUUCCCUCCUCCUCUUCUUGUCCAUUGCUGCUGCUCCGCCCCGCUCCUCCGCGCCGGCAUCGCGUGCUCUUCGUCGCCCUCGCUCCGCCCUGGACGGCCGCCGCUCGCUCCUGCCUCUGGCCGCCGAGCCCUUCCACUCGUUUGUCUGAUCUCUGGCGUGUUUCAACACCCUGGCCCGCCUGUCUGUCUGUCGCACACAGCCCACCUGCUGUUGCUGCUACCACUGUCGCUUGCGCACACGCACCCACGCUCGCUUCCUUCUCUGCUCGACGACCGCGCGAUUCGAUUCCACCACCACCACUACCACCACCACCCGUCGCCUGGCGCGCACAUGCUCAGCAUCACGAUCCCCUCGCCCUUGUCCCCACUGCUGAGGCCGGCCUUGCGCGCACACACACUACCACUACUCCGCUCGCUGUGCUGACCGGAUGUCUGUUCCGCUCCCGGACCACUCCCUGAGCGGCCACUGUUCGGGAAUCUACGAGAACACACUUUAUGUGCUCAACAACGAUGGCCGACUCCAAUCACUUCCGCUUAAAGAGAACGCAACAUGGACCGAAGAACAGCGCGCCGAGACAGUACGAAGCCCGGCUUGUGCACAGUCAGCAGGUCGGGAUGCUGCGCUGUUCGUGAUCGGAGGCAGCAGCCAGGACGAUGAAUACAUGGGCUUGCAGAAGUACUCAUUCAGCAGUGCGACAUGGGAAAGCCUGUUUCCAGUUGUGAACAACCUGCAGAACCGAGUAAACCAUAGUGUCGCCUAUCUCGAGGACUCGGACUCCAUUCUCGUAUACGCUGGCUUGCAAGAGACCACGGGCUCCGAUCUAUCCUCACAGACCUUCCUGAUCUCCGCCCAGCCGCCGUACAACAUUCGUUCCUUUACUUCCAAUGCCCCUCCUGCCAACAAGCCAGUUCUCACGGCCUGGAACAGCAGUCAUGCGGUCAUGGCCGGCGGUCAGACCUUGUCCAACCAGAUCUGGCUGUUUGGACCUGAUGGAGGCUGGACACAACAUCCGACUGAUCUUCCUGAACCGCUUCACCCUGCUUCUCGAGCCGCAUUGAUCGAUGGUGACGAUGGCAGCAAAGUAUUGCAAGUGUAUAAUGUGCACACGUCGCCCAAUACUGCCCAAGGACUAGUUCUCUUGAAUGACGAUGGCCAGCCCGCUCGCACCGGACAGCUUGUCGGUCGACCGCGGUCUUCAGGAUCAGACUCAGAAUCGCAAAACCAGAAAAGGGACCUGAGCUUAUCCGAUUGGCCUUCGUACAACGACACAAACGCUCCUACUGCCACCCGGACCGAUUGCUCAAUAGCCCAGGGGCCAAAUGGAACGAUUAUCAUGGCUGGAGGCAACGAUGAGGAGCCUAUCGUCAUGUACAACCAGGAAGAGAAUUCUUGGAUCGACGUGAAUCGAUUCUUCGAAUCAAAGCAGCAACAGAUUCUCCGGCCCUCCUCUACGACUUCAUCUACCACAACGCCGACAUCAACGACCCAGUCAACAGCUACAGAGAGUUCUUCGGGCAGUGGUGCGGCCGGCACAUUAGCACACGAUCGCACGAUGAAGACUCUUGGCAUUACUCUGGGCACUCUCUGCGGUAUCGCUGCUCUCUUUAUUCUCAUUCUCUUGUUCUUGAGGUGGAGGAGGCUGAAGCAAAAGAACAAGUAUGGCGGCAAUUUGCACGAAAAGCAGCGCGACGGGGCUGGAGAUGGCAUGGGCAACCGCCUGAGCUUUGCGGAUCGAGGCGCUUCCUUCAUGAAGGAAGCUGGAAUGUCUACGCAUGAUUUAUCCCCUCCGGACCGGACGAAUCUUGAGCGCGCCAACGCCGGGUCGCACAGCUCUCUGGCGAUUAUUACCAACAAAUGGGCUGGCAACAAAGGCAAUCCGUACGGCCAUGCACAGAAGGCGAGUUUCGAGAGCACUGCUCAACUUGUUAAGGACAGGGAGGGCAAUGAAGUUGCCGCCGAAAAUCACGAAAUGAUGGAUAUUGGGACGAAGAGGGCGCUGCCAAACUCGACUUUAGCUGUUCCUGGGGCAGUUGCUAAUGGCACUGCUCUCGACAAGGAUACGCGUAUUGAACGAAAGCGGAGCUCUGGCUGGUCGAAAUACUUCGCGACCAGCGCGCCAGAGGGACCUAAUGGCUUAUCGCAUAUCCCUUCAGCAUACGUCAAGCCCACUUCAGUUGGCCGCGACGUUGAUUCAGAGUAUUCCAUGGAUGGGCGGCCUUCGACGGCGUCCAGGAUACCGUCCUCCGCUCUCGUGCCGCCUCUCGACAUUGACUUCACCAAGACCAUGGACGGUCAACGCCUCUCUCACGUGGCUUCCAAAUCGCCCGCGUUUAUGGAUUCUCGGGAAGACCUUGCGAGAACGGGGAGUGCUGGCGUUGCCUCAGAUGGUCAGCAAGGGCAGAUCGUGGAUCCGCGCAGCUCGCAAGCAACGAGUAUCAAUUCAUACGACAACCGCUCCACCAUUAGCAGUAACGUUACGAGCGAGUACUUCCACGAGACACAUACGCCGUGGACGCCGAUGAAUGGAGACGUUGCCGACCGCGGGCGUGCUACAAGUAGUGUGUACACCAACAGCGUUCGCGCGCCUUCCCGUGGCCGAUCGACGGGCUUCUUUCCUGGCGCUGGGACAAGUUACAAACCUUCUACCAAAGUCAAGCUCAGUUCCACGGCUGGUCCGUCAUCUGAGUGGGCUUCGCCGAGGGCUCCCGCGCUGUUCGCUAAGCCUGCUGAGGACCGUGAUAGUACCGUAACAGUCUUUCCAGGAGCUCCAGCGGACGAUACAUCACGCGCGCAUCCAGGUCUCGCAGACCUUCCCCCACCGCGAGCGCCGGGCCUGUCAAGUCGACCCGCAGAGGCACGCGAUAGCACUGUGACAGUCUUCCCAGGGGCAGACUACCUCGACAGCCCUCCGCGAAAGCGAAAUCCCCAAGCUACAGCUGGAGCGCAGCCAGAGUCUAGGCCGACCAAUACAGAUAUGAGCUGGCUGAAUCUUGGUCUCGGCAGUAAACGAGAGCCUUGAGACAGUUACCACCGCGCUCAUUGAAACGAAUUAUUGUUCCCCAGCAACAGCUUUUACGUACAAUUUGCUGCAUGGCGGAGCGACGGCGCUGGUCAAGCCAUCCGCCACUACAGACAGGAUACCCACGGCCUUCGUCAUCAUGUCACAGCUACUAGAUAGGACCACUCUGCAGCAUCAUUUUUGUCAUGGGGGAACGAGAGAUACCAUAGUCGAGAUUUGUCUUGCUUUUCCAACAUGUGUUCAGAAAGUGUACAUAGUCCAUAAUGUCUCACGGUGCAACGACACCCGCAAUGUCAAUCGGCAUUGCCGUUAAGGAAUACAGAUCGAGCAAGUUCGAGACGCGCAUAUCACGAGCCAUCA
Molecule: messenger RNA, 3382 nt
Organism: Cercospora beticola
Lineage: Eukaryota; Fungi; Ascomycota; Dothideomycetes; Mycosphaerellales; Mycosphaerellaceae
Molecular function (GO): protein binding
Source: RefSeq, a predicted model, not a curated record